AUGUCCAAGCCAAGCCAAUACCUCCUCCUCUCCCUGCCCUCCUCCAUCGUCCCCUCGCACCACCGCGACGACGCCCUCGAGGCCGUAUCCACCACAGUCUCCCCCGACAAUGGCUCCGUGGCCUCCUUCCCGAUCCCCGAGUUCAAGAUCGGCACACUAGAUGCGCUCGUCCAGCAGGCUGACGAGCUGGCCAAGCUCGAAGGCCAGUGCCAGACUGUCGUUGGCAAGGUCGGCGAUGCGUUGAAGAAUAUCCUCGAGGGAGACGAGGCGCAGAUUGAGCGCAUGAAGGUCGUCAAUGAUAAGCCGGUUGAUCAGUAUCUCCGCACCUUCCAGUGGAAUAAGGUCAAAUACCGUGCGGACAAGUCGCUCUCGGAGUUGAUUGAUCUUCUGCAGAAGGAGGGUGCCAGUAUCGACAAUGAUAUCCGUUUCAAGUACUCGCAAUAUAACCAGGUUAAGAACACGCUGGCGACCCUGCAACGGAAACAAACGGGAAACCUCUCUACAAAAUCGCUCGUCUCAAUCGUGGACCCCCGCUCCAUCGUCCAAGACUCCGAGUUUAUCGAAACACACCUCGUCGCCGUCCCGUCGCAGCAAGUAAAGGACUUCCUCAAGACCUACGAAACCGUCGCGCCGAUGGUAGUCCCCCGCUCAGCCCAAUUGGUCGCCGAGGACAGCGAAUUUUCGCUGUACGCCGUGACGACGUUCAAGAAGCACAGCGCGGAGUUCGUGCACAAGGCCCGCGAGCAGAAGUGGAUCCCGCGCGAUUUCAAGUACGUUGAGGGUGGUAAGGAGGAGGAAGCGAAAGAGGUUGAGCGUGUUGGUGGCGAUGAGCGUAAGCUUUGGGGUGAGACGCUACGUCUGGGUCGGACGGCUUGGAGUGAGGCUGUAAUGGUCUGGAUUCAUGUCCUGGUCUUGCGCGUGUUUGUUGAAACGGUGCUGCGGUAUGGGUUGCCUUUGGACUUUGUCUGUGCCUUGAUCCGGGCUCCCACUACCAAGCAAGCGGACCGCGCUAAGAAGAACCUUGAGGAUAAGUACUCCUACUUGGCCGGUAAUGCCUUUGGUCGUGACAAGAAGGGUCGUGUCAAGCGCGAUGACCCUAGUGAAAUGCACGCUGGUGGCGAGGGAAGUGUGGAGUACACACCGUACGUGUUCUACGAAUUCGAAUUCAACUAA
Penicillium cinerascens is the source of this 1173-nucleotide messenger RNA. Its product is annotated as H(+)-transporting V1 sector ATPase subunit C. The transcript has 5 exons. Gene Ontology annotation, molecular function: proton-transporting ATPase activity, rotational mechanism. Gene Ontology annotation, cellular component: vacuolar proton-transporting V-type ATPase, V1 domain. Gene Ontology annotation, biological process: proton transmembrane transport. The record is from RefSeq and is a predicted model, not a curated record. Lineage: Eukaryota; Fungi; Ascomycota; Eurotiomycetes; Eurotiales; Aspergillaceae. Bases 1 to 1173 code for a protein of 390 amino acids.